AAUGAACUCCCUGCUGAUUCUCCUCCCUCCUAUCUCCAUUCUUCAACUCACACUCCUCUUGAUACUGAUUCACACACCUCUACCUUCAACCUCCAAUGAUUAUUACAGAGAUUGCAACAAUCUAUUUAGUUGUGGUGAUAUAAGAAACAUUGGUUUUCCUUUCUGGGGAAAAAAUCGCCCAAAUGGGUGUGGCCACCCUCUUUUGCAUCUCACCUGUGAAGAAAAUCCCAGCUACAUGAACCUCAAUGAUGUCAGGUACAAAGUUUUGGAGGCCAAACCUGAUGAAAAAAGUUUGAGAGUCACCAGAGUUGACUACUUGCAAGAACUCUGCCCUUCAAUAUUUGUCAACACAAGCCUUGACCCUAAGCUAUUUGUUUUGGAGUCUCAGUAUCAAAAUCUUACUCUCUUCUAUGACUGUGUUGUUCCAAAUGCUGUACCCUUUCCUUGUGUCCCAAAUUCGGGUUCUGGUCAACAUGUUUAUGCUCAGUUGGGGUCUUUUGAUUUUACCUCUAUGUUUUGUAAACAAAGUGUGGUUGUUCCUGUCCCUAAGGUGUUUGUUGAUAUUACUGAUGUCAACAAAACACUAAGUGCAAUCAGAAAUGGUUUUGUGGUGAAUUGGAUAGCAGGAAUUCAAGAAUGUGAAGAGUGCAGAAAAGCAGGAGGAGUGUGUGGCUAUGACUCAAUUAGACCAACCUGCUACUGCAGAGAAAGAGAUCAAACUUGUCCUGAAGAGCUUCCAUCUUCAGGAUCUUAUUCAUCACAGUGGAGCACAAGGCGUAAGAUCGUGAUAGGUGUAGCGGCAUCUUGUGUGGGAGGACUAAUCACUAUUAUUAGUAUAGCUAUUUAUAUUAGGAGGAAGUUUAAGAGUUUAUCUGGACAAACGAUGAUCUCCAGGAAAAGAAGUACAUUUGUUGAACACGAUGUGGAGGCUUUCAUGCAAAGCUAUGGUUCAUUGGCACCAAGGCGAUAUAGUUAUUCUGAAGUUAAAAGGAUCACAAACUCAUUUGUACAUAAGGUAGGACAAGGUGGAUAUGGUGUUGUGUACAAAGCAACAUUACCUGAUGGUCGUCUUGUUGCUGUAAAAGUGAUAAGCGAAUCAGAUGGGAGCGGAGAAGAUUUCAUAAAUGAAGUUUCUAGCAUCAGCAGAACUUCUCAUGUGAACAUUGUCUCACUAUUGGGAUUUUGCUAUGAUAGGAACAAAAGAGCAUUGAUCUAUGAAUUCAUGCCCAAUGGUUCAUUGGAUAAUUUCAUCAAUGGAAUGGGAUCUCCAAAUGCUAUUUCUUGUUUUGAUUGGAAUACUUUGUACGAAGUUGCAAUUGGGAUAGCUCGAGGGCUAGAGUACUUACAUCGAGGAUGCAAUACAAGGAUCUUACACCUUGAUAUUAAACCUCAAAACAUUCUCUUGGAUGAAGACCUUUGCCCAAAAAUAGCUGAUUUUGGAUUAGCUAAAAUAUGCAAAAGGAAGGAGAGCAUUGUGUCUAUGUUGGGAACACGAGGAACUCCCGGGUACAUUGCACCAGAAGUAUUUAGUCGAGCAUUUGGCGGUGUUUCUCACAAAUCUGAUGUGUAUAGCUAUGGCAUGUUGAUUCUUGAAAUGGUUGGAGGAAGGAAAAAUUAUGAUAGUGGUGGAGGGUCACAAAGCAGUGAAAUGUAUUUUCCAGAUUGGAUAUAUAAGGAUCUUGAGCAAGGUGAUGUUCACACUAAUUGUUUGGUCAUCACAGAGGAGGAACAUGAGAUGGCAAGGAAGAUGAUUUUGGUGAGUCUUUGGUGCAUCCAAACACGCUCAUCGGAGAGACCAUCAAUGAGUAAAGUGGUGGAGAUGUUAGAAGGAACACUUCAGUCAGUGCCAUAUCCUCCAAAGCCUAUCCUAUAUUCCCCUGAAAAGCUAUCAUUACAUAUUUCAGAUAUAUCUUCAGACAAUACUCUAGAGACAAAUUCAAUGUCAAUGCAAAAAGAUGGUUCCAUUGAAAUUGAAUUGAAUGAGUUAAGCAAGAAUGUACCAGGGUUAUAGUGAUGAAACUUCAACUUUGGUAUUUUUGUGUUGUUUAAUAAAUGAUUGGAGUAACGACUGGUACCUAUAUUGCAAUUGUUGUAUAGAAAGUGAAUUCUUAACAGCCCAUAAUUUAUUUGAAUUUCUGGAUGAUAAAAAUUAUGAUGGCUGCUAAAUUAA
Messenger RNA from Lotus japonicus, 2170 nucleotides. Its product is annotated as LEAF RUST 10 DISEASE-RESISTANCE LOCUS RECEPTOR-LIKE PROTEIN KINASE-like 2.4. The transcript has 3 exons. Gene Ontology annotation, molecular function: protein kinase activity; ATP binding; polysaccharide binding. The coding region runs from base 2 to 2011 and encodes 669 amino acids. Gene Ontology annotation, biological process: protein phosphorylation. The record is from RefSeq and is a predicted model, not a curated record. NCBI's taxonomy places the organism in Eukaryota, Viridiplantae, Streptophyta, Magnoliopsida, Fabales, Fabaceae.